GCGUCGGCCGGGCGAGUGCGACUUUAGGAGCAGCCACACCUCCAGGGGACAACCCCCGCCAUCCUCCCUGUUCCGCUUCGCAUCAUGAGCCCCGGCAAGAGAACCGACAUGCUUCCGGAGAUCGCCGCCGCCGUGGGCUUCCUCUCCAGCCUGCUGAGGACCCGGGGCUGCGUGAGCGAGCAGAGACUCAAGGUGUUCCGCGGGGCGCUCCAGGACGCACUCACAGAGCACUACAAACACCACUGGUUUCCAGAAAAGCCAUCCAAGGGCUCCGGUUACCGCUGCAUCCGCAUCAACCACAAGAUGGAUCCCAUCAUCAGCAAGGUGGCCAGCCAGAUUGGACUCAGCCAGCCCCAGCUGCACCAGCUACUGCCCAGCGAGCUGACCCUGUGGGUAGACCCCUAUGAGGUGUCCUACCGCAUUGGGGAGGAUGGCUCCAUCUGUGUCCUCUAUGAGGAGGCUCCGAUGGCCACCACCUAUGGGCUCCUCACCUGCAAGAACCAAAUGAUGCUGGGCAGGAGCAGCCCCUCGAAGAACUACGUGAUGGCAGUCUCCAGCUAGAUCAUGGCUGCCCCCAGCCCUGGCAUUCUACUGUACUCAUGCUGCCGUGACAACGGGCCAUCGUAUACCUCAACCUGGGGAACUGUAUUUUUAAAUGAAGAGCUAUUUAUAUAUAUACACAUAUAUAUUAUUUUUUUUAAGAAAAGAGGAGGAAAAAAACCAAAAGAUUUUUUUUUUUAAGGAAAAAAAAAAAUCCUUUAAGGGAGCUGCAUGAAAGUGGCCUCCUCAGGUGCCUUUGGAGAGAACUGUUACUGAGUCUGUGAGCCAGUGUCUGCCCAGGAGAGUGGUUAGGGGUCAGCCUAGCCAAGGUGAAGAGGGAAACUUGGCUGGCAUCCCAGGAAGUGGUGAGGGGGAGCAAGCAAAGUUAGCAACUGUGAAUGAGAGAAGUCAGGAUCUGCCCUGGAGCACAAAGGCAGGGCACUGUUGCAGUUAGGAUACCUGUAUGCCUUGGCGUCUCUCUUACUCAGGGGCAUUCAAGCCUGGACUUAAAUAAUACUAUGUUGUCCUAUCUUGUUUUUCUGAUAAGAUCCUGGUCAGAGUGAAAAGACCUCUCCUUAGUCCUCUAAGCAGAUUUUCUUGAAAUCAUGUCUCAUUUCUGUUUCUAUCCUUGGGGGCCUGUUGAGGUUGCUUCUGAGCCAGGACUAAGGGAGUGGGGUGUAAGGCAGGUACCUGAAAACUUUGGGGCUAGGAUGGAAGGGAAUUGCACAAACCCUUUGCUUUGCUCUGUGCUGCUUUGCUGUGUGUGGCAAAUAAUUUGGGGAGAUUUGCAAUGGAAUUUUGGGACCCAAAGAGUAUCCACUGGGGAUGGUUUUGGCCUAAACCCUUCUUUUGGGAACUACAUGAAAGUCCUGAUGCUGCUACCAUUAUUCCUUUGAAAGGUGGCUCAAGAGCUCCAGGGAGCUCUGGGUCCUUUUUUACUGCCUUCUUUUCAAGAGCACAGCUCCUCUCCAGCCCUCUCCUCCUAUGUCCCCUCUGGGUGGGUCCUGGAACAGCCCUUUUACCUAGGACAAGAGUUCUCAACCACUGUGCAAUACCCCUCAGGGUCCCAGUCCCUCCUGUUGCCCUGCUGGGUUUUGGCACCCAUCUCUCCCUCUCUCCUGGGGGUUCUGGUGGGCCUCACAGAUGUCCUGAGCUGCAGGGCCAGUACCCAGCAUGCUUUGCAGGACUACUUGGCAUUCUUGAAGGCUGACACUAAAAGCCAACCCUUGGGCACUGCUUUUUCUCCCUGGUGCUCAGAGCACCUUUGGGGGAGGUUGCUGACUCUCAGUAAAAUCCAAAUUUGUCUAUAGACUUGUGCAAUAUUUACGGUUCUGGGUUGGAGGAAAAUGGAAAAUACCAGGAAGAAAUCACUUUCCUUUAGGUUCCAAGUGACACUGAUGAAGGGGCCUCGGAAGGCUGUGAGUCUCCCAAGCCAAAGGCUGGAGCUGGAGCAGCUGGUCACCUUGGCUUGCUUUCUGCUGCUGCAGGGGAUCCCCUCACACCCCACUCCUCUAAGCUGUGUUCCCGUCUUUGCCAUGCCCCCCCCCCUUCCUGGAUUUCUUAAUCCUCAGUUUUGAUUCAAAGGUGCUAUUUACCAAACACUCCCUACCCAUCCUGCUUUUCCACCCCAGCUUCCCAGAGCCUUCCCAGGCCCUCCUUUGUCUCUCGUGCUUUAAAGCUAACUCUUAGCUCACAGGCCCAAGAGCUAUUGGCCUGGUCUGUGGGUUGAAACAAAGCUGUGAAUCGCUGCAGAUGGCUCUUGCAUCUUGUCCACACACAGGUUCCUGUCUUUUUAGAAGCAGCCUCAUGGUCUCGUGCUUAAUCCCUUCUCUCCUUGUUGAUGUUCACUUUAAAAACAACAAAACUCCCAGAGCUGGACUGUUGAGCAGGCCUGUCUCUCCUAUUAAGUAAAAAUAAUAGUUUGUAAGCUAUUCUGACAGAAAAGACAAAGGUUACUAACUGUAUAAUAGCAUUUUUAUACGGAAGAAUGUGCAGCUUUAUGGACUAGUGUACACUUUUGUUACUUUAAUAAAAACGUAGCAGAUAAA
Messenger RNA from Jaculus jaculus (lesser Egyptian jerboa), 2588 nucleotides. It is a transcript of the gene Btg2, whose product is annotated as BTG anti-proliferation factor 2. Lineage: Eukaryota; Metazoa; Chordata; Mammalia; Rodentia; Dipodidae. Gene Ontology annotation, cellular component: nucleus; cytoplasm. The record is from RefSeq and is a predicted model, not a curated record. Gene Ontology annotation, biological process: negative regulation of cell population proliferation; negative regulation of mitotic cell cycle. Bases 85 to 561 code for a protein of 158 amino acids. The transcript is spliced from 2 exons.